AUGUCUGAAACUCCCAUCUGGCAACCAGACAGUGAUGCAAGCAGCUGUGUAUUAUGUGAUACUCAGUUCACUCUAUUUAACCGGCGCCACCAUUGCAGAAAAUGUGGACGGGUUGUCUGUGCAACGUGCUCAGCCCAGCACAUCAACUAUUUCCCUAACUCUCGUGUUCUAUUACCCGAUAAUACUCUGGUGAGAGCCAUUCCUCAAGAUCACUACAGAACAUGCGACGAGUGUGUGGAAGAGGUACGGAUGAUUCGGAGAGCUCUCUUUGAGUCGCCAAUAUCAGAGGCGCUGCCGAGUGCUUCCCAUGCUCGUUCACCAGAUUUGGAGGACACUCCAGAGUUCGAACGCCACAGUGGUGCCUCCAUCACCAAGUACGCCUCUCGUGUGGGCACCGCCGCCAUGGAUCUGACCUCGACACUCGAUACCCGUAACGGCGACACCGACAGCGAUGACAAUUUGUGUCCCGUGUGUGGUGUAGACUUGUUGAAACUGUAUGUUUCCGAGGUGAAACUGAAGAGACGAGAAUCCAGCCAUUCAGACUAUGAGGCGUUCAAGGAGAGCCAUAUUAGUGAAUGCUUGGUGGCAUUUGACUUCGCAAAUGAUCACAAUCGGCUUGGCUCGCCUCCAGGAGCAUCCUCAACCAGAAAUCGAAUGUUGGUCUACAACAUACCUCCUUUCCCCAAACCUAGCUAUGAAAUCAUCGACGUCCAUCAGAGCACUUCCGUGGACACACUUCCACAACUGGACACAGCUUGCGGUCUGGUGACAUCAAAUUCCACUGUCCAACUCGAGAAGGACGUUACAGAUUUGGAAUGUGUGAUCUGCUUAGAAGAACUCAGGCCAGGUGAUAAAGUGGGACGCCUCGAAUGUCUCUGUGUGUUCCACUACAAAUGCAUCAAGGACUGGUUCAAUAAGAAAGGCUACGGUGAGUGUCCAGUGCAUUUCUUGCAUCAUUAG
Sungouiella intermedia is the source of this 960-nucleotide messenger RNA. NCBI's taxonomy places the organism in Eukaryota, Fungi, Ascomycota, Pichiomycetes, Serinales, Metschnikowiaceae. The record is from the annotation of a GenBank genome assembly.